Chenopodium quinoa (quinoa) is the source of this 1170-nucleotide messenger RNA. Its product is annotated as adenylate isopentenyltransferase 5, chloroplastic-like. The transcript has a single exon. NCBI's taxonomy places the organism in Eukaryota, Viridiplantae, Streptophyta, Magnoliopsida, Caryophyllales, Amaranthaceae. Gene Ontology annotation, cellular component: mitochondrion. Gene Ontology annotation, biological process: cytokinin biosynthetic process; tRNA modification. Gene Ontology annotation, molecular function: tRNA dimethylallyltransferase activity. The record is from RefSeq and is a predicted model, not a curated record. The coding region runs from base 4 to 996 and encodes 330 amino acids.
ACUAUGAGAUCACUUCCCAUGCAAAUGUUGAAACAAGCACAACCAUUACUAAAAAUGCCAACAAGGUUGUUACGAAAAGAAGUGAUAAACCCGUGGAAGCAUCAAAGGGACAAGGUGGUCUUCGUAAUGGGGGCAACUGGCACCGGAAAGUCUCGACUCUCAAUUGACCUAGCUAAUGCUUUCCAAGCAGAAAUAAUAAAUUCAGAUAAGAUUCAAGUUUAUAAAGGGUUGGACGUAGUGACCAACAAGAUGACAAAAGAAGAGCAAUGUGGGAUUCCUCACCACUUGCUAGGCAUAGUAGGUCAACAUGUUGACUACACGGCUAAAGACUUCUCCCUCAUGGCCACACAUGCAGUGGAAUCGAUUCUCCAUAAAGACAAACUCCCAAUAAUCGUUGGCGGAUCCAACUCAUACAUCGAGUCUUUGGUUUCAAACCCUAAAUUCGGGUUUAAUUCCAAGUAUGAUUGUUGUUUCUUAUGGGUGGACGUGUGUGCACCAGUUUUAUAUAAAUACGUGUCACACAGAGUCGAGAAAAUGGUUCAAUCAGGUUUAGUAAAUGAGGUCCGAGAAAUAUUUGACCCAUGCAACACAGAUUACACCAGAGGAAUACGACGGGCAAUUGGAGUGCCAGAAUUAGACACAUAUUUUCGGACUGAGCAUUAUUUAGAUGAAUCGAGUCGGGCCGAACAACUCCAUUGUUCCAUAAAUGAAAUAAAGGGUAACACAUGCAUAUUAGCAAACAAACAAUUGCAAAAUAUCAACCGAUUGAAGUACGUGAAAGGGUGGAAUAUAAAUCGAAUUGAUGCUACUGAAGUAUUUAGGAAGUGUGACAAAGAAGUUGCUGAUGAAACUUGGAUGAAAACGGUGACCCGACCAUCAAUCAAAGUUUUGACCCGUUUUCUUAAAAAUAACAUUGAUUUGGAGUCCAAUUACUCUACAAGAGUAGUAACAAGGAGUAUGAUUGGGAAUAAUAAUCAUAUGAUUGUUACAAACUAAUUAAUUAAGCUAGUAUAGUACGUGCAUAUAUGUCUAAAAUAAUUUGUUUAUUGCUUGAAUAGUUGGUUAUUAAAUUAGCUUUCAUAUUAAAUGAUUUUUGUAGUUGUGCCUUUGUGGGAAGAGAAAAUAGCUCUCCAAUAUGAAAAUACAGAAAAAGAUGUAUUGUUGCUGUGG